AGAUGGAGUCCCGUCAGAAGAAGGAGAAGCAGAAGAGCGAGCGCAUCCUGAAGACCUUCCAACACCCCCCGCAGCUCAUGGUCAUGUCCCCGGGGGGCACCAAGGAGGACUCCAGUGGCCCCCAGCACUUCUCUGCCACCCCACUGAACUCCUGGCACCACACCAUCAUGUCCAACAGCAGCCGUUACUCCGUCACCAACCUGAGCAGGGAGCGCAUCCACCUUCCCAUGCCCCCACCAUGUGACCCACCACAGGCCCACCAGCUCCCCCACCAUGUGCUCCUACUCCCAGCCCAAGCUGACGGAAGACUCUCCACGCUAGCCCCAAUCUAAACCAUGUUAUGUAAUUUUACAGAGAAAUCACUGGCUUCUACAUACAGUCCAUGUAUUACACAUAUAACCAUACAAUAUACAUUCCUCCAGUAUACAUAACCACGUUUCAGGCCAACUUUAUGAAUCAACUGGGGAAAUUAUAAUACCACACCAUUAUGACAUCCCUGCACCUAAAAUAUCCUAGCAGUUAGAACCAACAAGUCUGAAUCAUAACCACCUCGACUACUCCAGAAUGACUUCCACUCUGUUUGUCUUAGCUCUCCUGAGAACCACCUUGGCCUUUGGGGUACGUGUGAUGUGAUUCUGGUGCAUCUCUCUCAGACUAACUGAUGCCUAUAGAAGUGACUUGUUUAUUUGCCUUCUCAGCCUGUAGGCCCGUGGAGCGAGAGGAAUGGGACGGAGGAUGGAGGUGGGAAGUGCUCCUGUGAGGCCUUCCUGCCCGGCUCCACCUUCCCAGUGGGAGAGCUGGUCCUCCUGGAAGAGAUGGCUAUGCAGAUCAACCACAAGCUGGAGAUGGAAAUGAGCAAGUUUGAGACAUAUGAGAGCAAGCUGACAGUGUAUGCAGAGAGGAUAGUGAACCUGACAGUACUGGUGGAGCUGAUGGAGAAGAACCCUGGCGCGUACAGUGACGCCUACAUGCAGGAGGUGAAGGUGCAGAUCAAACAGUUGGAGGCUCUGGUACAGGAGUUCCUGGGCUCCAUACAAACCUCCACUACCGUCUUUGAGUCUCUGCACCAGCAGAUCUCCUCCAUGGUGGUGGUCGUGACCAUGCUGGAGAGAUACAAUAAGAACCUGGUGUUGGUGAACCAUCGUGAGUACAUCAACAUACAGCUCAAACUGGAGGAGUGUGAGAAGCGCCACAAUGAGAUCUUCAACCCCAACAUCGGGUCCUGUGAGCACGGAGGUAUAACCAGAGUCAGCAAGCCCAUUGUCAGUCAACUGAAUGCCCACUUGAAUGCUGGCUUCAAAUAGGGAGGCUGGGGGAAAUAUUCUAAGCCUGUGCAUGGUUCUGAACCUCAAUAUUGGUACUCUGGGUAUAGUGGUGCCUCAAUUGUUGACAUGAGAUUUUACAGUAGCUACAAAAAUUGCAUUUUGAGAACUCCAUUUAAACACCAAAGCUUGUCAAGUAGCUGGUAUGGAACUGGUAACAACUUCAUUGUUCGUGAUAACACCCUGUAUUAUCAAUUGAACAACCCAUUUAGCAUGGCCAAACUGAAUUUUACUACUAUGAACUAUGAGUACAGGGUCAUUGCAAAGGCUAGCACCAGAUUCUCGUAUAGUCACUCACCCAAUCAGAACCUAGACUUUGCUGCUGAUGAGAAUGGGCUGUGGGUGACCUAUGCUACAGAGGAAUCCAAGGGUAAAAUGAUCAUUGCUAAAAUUCAUGAGCCAUCAUUUGGUAUAGAGGAGUUGUGGGAAACCAGUGUGUACAAACCAUCUGUGAGCAAUGCCUUCAUGGUGUGUGGAGUCUUUUAUGCUGUCAGAACAGUUGACAUUCACUAUGAGGAAAUAUUUUAUACUUAUGACACCAAGAUAAAACCAGAGAGUGUCGUGGAAAUUUCCUCUAUUUACCAAAUCAUGAGAGCAAACCACACACAAGUCAGAGUUAGUUAUCAAAGUCCAUCUUUAAUUAUA
Molecule: messenger RNA, 1967 nt
Organism: Oncorhynchus mykiss (rainbow trout)
Lineage: Eukaryota; Metazoa; Chordata; Actinopteri; Salmoniformes; Salmonidae
Source: RefSeq, a predicted model, not a curated record